Messenger RNA from Porites evermanni, 870 nucleotides. The record is from the annotation of a GenBank genome assembly. Lineage: Eukaryota; Metazoa; Cnidaria; Anthozoa; Scleractinia; Poritidae.
AUGGUGAACCAAACAAGCACGUUAACACCGGGAUUAUCUAUAUUUCUUUCUAGUAUGAAUUUUGUUUUUUCCGUCGCUGCCUUUGUUGGAAACAUACUCAUCAUGAUUGCUCUUUGUAAAGUGUCCGCUAUUCAUCCACCGACAAAAUUGCUAUAUCGAUGCCUUGCCCUCACCGAUCUUUGCGUUGGCCUUUUCCUGCAACCAUUGCUUGCUAUCCGAAUACUUAAUAUCGUGACAAAGACCAUUACCCCUGAAAAUAUGUUUUACUUCAUCGAGGCAAAUUCUUCUUUAAGUUUCAUUUUGUGUGGAGUAUCAGUCGCUACAUCGACCGCUAUAAGCUUGGACAGACUUCUCGCUCUCAUAUUGGGCCUGCGAUACAGAAUCGUUGUAACGUUAAAACGAGUUACUGUAGCGGUUAUUUGUUUCUGGUUAAUUGGUAUUUUGUUCGGAAUGAUGGGAUCUUUCGUGAGCUUUCGAAUCGCUUUAAAUGGCGCUGUGAUCUUGGGAAUACUUGCUCUGGGGAUCUCACUCUUUUCUUACGUGAAAAUUUUCCUCAGACUUCGGCAACACCAAAGUAGAGUGCAAGAGCAACAGAACGAAGGAUUAACGUCAUUAAAGAUGCAACGAUACAAGAGAACCGUUUCCAGCAUAGCAUGGGUUCAGGUGACAUUGUUAGCUUGCUAUGUUCCAUUUAUUGUAGCUACAGUGUUAAGGGGUAUUACGAGGGACAAUGAAAUUGCGUGGAAUGCUUCAGUCACAAUGUUAUACCUUAAUUCUUCUCUUAACCCACUGCUUUAUUGCUGGAAAAUGAGAGAAAUGAAACAGGCAGUUAAGGACACGCUAGCACAGUCUUGCUGUGAAUCAACUUGA